UCCAAACCUUUCUUGCAAAAAAUUGAACCAACAAACUUGCCAUUUAGCCAAAAAUUCCUGUAAAUGAUAAUUUUAGUACCAAAAACAACAUUGAAUUAAAUAUGCGUAAUGGAUUCACACUUCCUUCAACUCAAUUAAAAUCAACCCCUCAAAUCCUAAUUCUCUCUCAUCACAAUCAAAAUCAUUCCCCAAGAACAUAUCUUUAUCCCUUUACUCUUCACCUUCAAACUAAUUUUCUCUCUCCUACUUCUAUUCCUGUACUUAGAUGCUGCUAUGGCAGCCAUGUAAUUGAUCUUUUGGUGCUGGGUUCACAUUCUUCAAUACCCAGUUCCAGAAAUUUGAGGAAGAAUCAGAGAUAUAAAGUAAAAGCUAGUGCUAGAGAAACCCCAUAUCAAGUUUUGGGGGUUUCUACUUCUGCUACUCCUAAUGAAAUUAAAAGGGCUUAUCGAAAACUUGCUCUUAAAUAUCACCCAGAUGUUAAUAAAGAGGCAAAUGCUCAAGAGAAAUUUUUGAGAAUAAAGCAUGCAUAUAAUACAUUGAUCAACUCUGAUUCUCGAGAUAGAUAUGAUGCUGGCAAUCGCAGAUCUGACUUUUCGUAUUCAUCUUCUGGAAGAAGUCAGAGCACCCAAGAAGAGGAAGAAUUCUAUGGAUUUGGUGAAUUUUUGACGGAUGUCCAAAUUACAGUAGGUGAUUUCUUUAAAGAUCUACAGGAAGAAUUUCAAAGCUGGGAAGCAAAUGCCUCAUCACAAGGGAAGCCAAAGAGCUUAUGGGAAGAGUUAUCGGAAAUAGGUGAAGAGUUUGUUGAAUUUUUAGAGAAGGAACUUAAUAUAACCAAUGAAGAUAUUGGUGGUGAGGCACCUAGAGAAGAUUCUUUUAAAAGUUCUGGUGCUCAAAGAGCAAGUAAUGUUGAUAAUGGAACAGGAGGAAAAAACAAAAACAGCAUUGAAGAGAGUAUUGACGACAUUGAAGCUGCUCUUGCUCAAUUAAAGAAGGAAUUAGGCCUAUAGCAGUAAAAUCACUUGAUCUUUUGCUUAAAUUUUGGUGUAUAUUAUAACACAAAACUAUAUCAUGAUAGUUUCAGCUGGAUAUACAGUUUCUUCAUAGUGAAUCUGUAACGUCUUUUAACGAGUGGGUGGAUCCAUGAAUACCAUUUUUGUCAUGCUU
This is a messenger RNA of Chenopodium quinoa (quinoa), 1164 nucleotides long. RefSeq names its product chaperone protein DnaJ-like. Bases 102 to 1007 code for a protein of 301 amino acids. The transcript is spliced from 5 exons. Gene Ontology annotation, biological process: protein refolding. The record is from RefSeq and is a predicted model, not a curated record. Gene Ontology annotation, cellular component: cytoplasm. NCBI's taxonomy places the organism in Eukaryota, Viridiplantae, Streptophyta, Magnoliopsida, Caryophyllales, Amaranthaceae.